Falco peregrinus (peregrine falcon) is the source of this 861-nucleotide messenger RNA. RefSeq names its product uroplakin-3b. The transcript has 3 exons. The record is from RefSeq and is a predicted model, not a curated record. Lineage: Eukaryota; Metazoa; Chordata; Aves; Falconiformes; Falconidae. Bases 1 to 861 code for a protein of 286 amino acids.
AUGGAGCUGCUGCGGGUGCUGCUGGUGCUGGCUGGGACGGGCGCAGCCGCGGGCCUGGCCCUCCUGCCCUACGUGCCCCGCGUGCCCCCCGCGGCACUGCCAGGGAAGCUCACCGCCACCACCUUCGCUCUGGAGAGACCCUGCUGCGUCUUUGACCAUCACACCAACGCCUCCGAUGCCGUUUGGCUGGUGGUGGCUUUUGCCAACGGUGAGCACCCGCUGCUCCAGCGUAUGCUCCCUGCUGUGGCAAGGGGACGUGGGGGACCCCCGUCGCAGCUGCUCACCCCCGGGCUGUGCCACGCAGCCUCGGCCGCCUUCAGAAACCCCCCGACGCAGGCUGAUGUGCCCCUGUACGAGCGGCUGCCCACCGCCCACUCCUACAUGACGCUGGAGACGGCAGCAUCCACGUAUGCCUGCUCAGCUCCGGGCUGGGCCCUCCUGCGGGUUGGGGGCGACACGGCGUGUGGGGGCCAGGGCAGCCAGGACCCCUGCAACGGACCCCUGCCCUCCCCGGGGCCCUACAGGGUGAAGUUCCUGGUGAUGGGCUGCCAUGGCCCCAAAGCUGAGACGAGGUGGUCUGAGCCCAUCCUCCUGCCGAGAGGUACCGGUGGCACUGCCGUCCUGCGGGUCCCCACACCUGCCCCGCUGGGGUGCUGGCAUGCGGCAUGGCAUCAGCCUUAUGCCAUCACCCCAAAACCCAGAGGGGAAAAGCGAUCCCCAAACUCCCCUGGCCGCCCUCCCCUUUCCAUCGCACCAUCCCUGAACCCCCCGUGCCCCCCCCACAUCCCUCAUCCCACCUCCUUCCAGCCAGCCACCCCAGCACCAUCGACCCCGCACCCACACGCCGUGGCAGCGACGUAG